Messenger RNA from Astyanax mexicanus (Mexican tetra), 2433 nucleotides. RefSeq names its product cyclin-dependent kinase inhibitor 1Ba (gene cdkn1ba). Gene Ontology annotation, molecular function: cyclin-dependent protein serine/threonine kinase inhibitor activity; protein-folding chaperone binding. Gene Ontology annotation, cellular component: cytoplasm; nucleus. Bases 470 to 1084 code for a protein of 204 amino acids. NCBI's taxonomy places the organism in Eukaryota, Metazoa, Chordata, Actinopteri, Characiformes, Acestrorhamphidae. The record is from RefSeq and is a predicted model, not a curated record. The transcript is spliced from 3 exons. Gene Ontology annotation, biological process: G1/S transition of mitotic cell cycle; negative regulation of cell population proliferation; regulation of cell cycle.
GCUGUCAGAGAGCCUCUUCUUUUCACUUGCUGUGCUCGCGAUCGCCAUAUUGGGCGCUCGAAUGACUGUGCCUGGUUUUCUCUCGGAUUUACUACGAGACGGAGCAGAUAGGAGUGUCUUGUUCUGCGCUGCGCAUUUUUACCCUACGUUUUCUUGCGUGUGCGCGCGCACCAGCUGCUCUCGUUUUUCCAACGUUUUCGCUUCUUUUUCUUUACUGUCGUUUUAAAUGCUCUUUUUUUGGAUGCGCGCUUUUCUUCUUCAGCGUAUUUGCGAAUCGCUCGGCUCUGACGGGAGGAGCGUUACGGUUACGCGUUAAAUUGCUAGUUAGUCGUCUUGUGUUUGCCUUCAUAGUUCGCGCGAGCGCACGGACUUGUGCAGCUGCUGCUGCUGUUGUUGUUUUUGUUGAAUCAUUCUAUACUCGUUCAGUUCGCAUUUAGUUUCUGGGACCCAGUUUUUUAAUGUAGAAAAAAUGUCCGAUGUGCGCCUGUCUAACGGAAGCCCCCCGCUGGAGAGGGUGGACGCGAGGCUCGCGGACCACACGAGGCUCCCGGUGCGCAGGAACCUGUUUGGCGGCGGAGCUGCACCGGACUCGGCGGAGUUCCGGCGGGACUGCACCGAGCAGCUGCGGGAGCAGGAGCGCGCUUUGCGGGACAAGUACAACUUCGACUUCGCGCGGGACGAGCCGCUCGCCCCCGGGCAGUUUGUGUGGGAGGCGAUGGACGGGAGGAGUGUGCCGGACUUUUACAGCAGGCCGCCGCGCGGAUCAGAGCCCGGGCGGAGCGGACGGAGAGCUCCGAGGCGCAGCAGCCCGAGCCCGAGUCCGAGUCCGCCUAACCAGAGCGAGGAGGACGUAGACGGAGGCGGUGGCAGUGAUGGAGGUGGAGGUGGUGGAGGUGCGGGAGUGCGCACGGAGCGCACGGCUGCGCGCUCGGACUGCAGGGGGGUAACGAGGAAAAGACGCUCCACGGAGCAGCAGGAUGGAGCCAGUCAGAGUAAAAGAGUGAACGGGAACAGUGAUGCGGAGGAAGCCAACCACUGUCCACCAGAGCAGACCCCCAGAAAAUCACCUCCUCCCAACACGUAAAAGCGAGGCCCUGUGGGAGCAAAGAGAUGAAGAAUGUGUGUGUUUCUCCAUCACAACCUUCGAGAGCUUUAUGAAGUAAACGGGGACCGCAAUGAAAGAAAGAAAGAAAAAAAGAAAAGCGCACCGUCUUUCCUAAAGGAUGUGCGAGGCAGUAGAAGCACUGAAUUUUUUUACACUAAAGUUUUGGCACUCAACCGAAUACAGUUGCCUCAAAAGCAGACGAUGUAGCAGUGUGCAAUUGUUGUUUUCCAUUUUUUUUCUUUUGCUCAGUCUUUACUACCUAUGUAUAUAUUCUCAUUUUAUAUGUAGCAUAUUUGAAAUAUAACAUUACGAUGGAAAAAAAAAUCAUUUAUAUAAUAGUGACUUGAAGAAUUGCUGUGCAGUUUUCAAAACAACUCCCAAUAAUACUAUCCCAUGUUUGCUCAUAUUUAGGUAAGUUCAGACCUAACUUCUCAAUGUUUUCAGGGUUUAGCUUAUCACUUAGAUCAGUCUUAAAAUUUAUCAUGCAUCCGUUCUGCACGCUAAAGACAUCCUGGGCACCCAGAGGUAGCAUAGAAAGUUCACCAUUGAAAGAGAACUGGAGUCUGGUGCUGAUAAGAUGUGACCUAAAGAUAAAGCAUAAAGAUUGUGUUUCGGUAUUAGCAAUAAUAUCACAGAAGUGUGCGUUGGUACUUGAUUCUGCAAUGUUGAUUUAAAACUCUGCCAAAGUUACAACAGGGAUAUUCCUUUUUUUAAGGGUGUGGUCAUACUGUUCUGAUAGUGUUUCUCAGUAUUAUUUGAUCCCUGGGUUAUUCCACUAUUUCUAAUGUUUUUGAAAGUUGCCUAUGAAAGAGAACCUACUGAGUAAAUAAUUAUUACAAAAAGGAAAAUGGUUAAUUUUUAUUUCAGUCACUUUUGUGUAUUUCUCACUGUGUAGCAAAGUACUUAUAUAUUUUUAAAAACACUGGGCAAUGUAUUUUUAAUACAGCAGUAGUCCACAAAUCCGGUCCAAUGCAACCACAUCACGUGGCUGUCAUGUUGAACAUGAUGGGCCACUACGUCCCAAAAAUAUUUACAAAAAAAAAGACGUUACACUGCAUGUGUGUAAAACUUUGAAGUGUACCUGUGUAUAUUGCUUUGUAAAAACACUGAGGAAAUUAUACUAACUUAUUUAUGUUAAGCUUUUUUUUUUGUUGUGUAUGACUAUCCAAAGUGGCAUUUGUGCAUUUUUUAUAAGUUUAUUAUUUUCCAGAUUUUUUUUUGUUAAUAGAAUUUGUUGCAAAGGUUGCAAACUGAGCCUAUACAAUACAAAUGAUAUGGAUUUUCUAUUGCUUGUUUAAAGAGAUGAUUAAAAAAUCAUGAACACUCUU